Enhydra lutris kenyoni (northern sea otter) is the source of this 4016-nucleotide messenger RNA. Its product is annotated as zinc finger protein OZF-like. Lineage: Eukaryota; Metazoa; Chordata; Mammalia; Carnivora; Mustelidae. Bases 111 to 1787 code for a protein of 558 amino acids. Gene Ontology annotation, biological process: regulation of transcription by RNA polymerase II. The transcript has a single exon. The record is from RefSeq and is a predicted model, not a curated record. Gene Ontology annotation, molecular function: RNA polymerase II cis-regulatory region sequence-specific DNA binding; DNA-binding transcription factor activity, RNA polymerase II-specific.
UAUCUUCACAUGGCACCCAGAGUUUCCUGCCAAAGCUGUGCAUAGAAGCUUCUUUCCAAAACGUGGCAGUGGGUAGAUAUAAACAUAGUGCCCUUGAGAAUUUACACUUUAUGAUAGACUGGAAAAAUGAUGGGGAAAGUGAAGAGCAUCAAAGAUAUCAUGAAGGACAUAACCAAACUGAGACUACGGUCCGUAAUAUGAAUCUGACUGCCCAAAAUGGUGAAGGAUAUAAAACACUUUGGAAAACAUCCCUUCUUAAGUCUGCUACUUCUGCAAAGCAGUGUCUUUCUAUAAGCAAGGGCUCAAAUCAAAUGGUCAAACAUACACAUUUGGAGAAUGAAAAUUUGGAAAAUCUGGAAAGUUGCUUAGUUCAUGCUGAAAAUAAUUAUUUGAACCAUUUUGAAAGUAGGAUUGGAUUGACUGAGUCAAAUAUUUCUGAAAAUCAGAGAUUUAAAAAUGAAGAACAAAGUGCUCAUUGGGAUCCAUUGGAGAGGUCCUUCACAGAGGAGUCAACACUACAAGAUGACCAGAACAUUGCUCAGUGUGGUGAAUCUGAGAACAAAUUUAACGAGGGUUCAAAUGUUAAUAAACAUGUGAGGACUCAUUUUCCAGAGAAUCAUUAUGAAUGUGAUAAAUGUGUGGAAGUCUCUUACCAAAGCUCCAACCUGAUUAUUCAUAAGAAUAUCCCUAUGGGAGAGAAUCCUUGUAAAUACAAUGAAUGUGGGAAAUCUGUUAACCAGUCCUCCAGUGUGGGUGAUUAUCAGAUAAUUCACAUGGAAAAAAAUUUACACAGAUGUAAUAAAACAGGAAACAUGUUGAGCCAAUCAUCAGGACUAAACAUACAUAACACAGUCACUACUGGACAGAAAACUUACAUUUGUGAGGAAUGUGGUAAAGCCUUUGACCGGCACACAACACUAUCUCAACAUCAGCCAAUGCGUACUGGAGAGACACCUUACAAAUGUGAAGAAUGUAGCAAGGUCUUUAUCCACAAUUCACACCUUAAUCAACAUGACAGAAUUCAUCCUGGAGAGAAACCUUACCAAUGUGAAGAAUGUGGAAAGGCCUUUAACCAGCACUCAAUGCUUACUCGACAUCAAAGAAUUCAUACUGGAGAGAAACCUUACCAAUGUGAAGAAUGUGGAAAGGCCUUUAACCAGCACUCAAACCUUAUUCAGCAUCACAGAAUUCAUACUGGAGAGAAACCUUACCAAUGUAAAGAAUGUGGCCAGGCCUUUAACCAUCACUCAAGCCUUACUCAACAUCACAGAAUUCAUAGCGGUGAAAAACCUUACAUAUGUAAAGAAUGUGGUCAGUCCUUUAACCAGCACUCUAACCUUACUCGACAUCACAGAAUUCAUAGUGGAGAGAAACCUUACAUAUGUAAAGAAUGUGGCCAGGCCUUUAACCAGCACUCAAAGCUUACUGAACAUCUCAGAAUUCAUACUGGAGAGAAACCUUACAUAUGUAAAGAAUGUGGUCAGGCCUUUAACCGUCACUCACACCUGACUCGACAUCACAGAAUUCACAGUGGAGAGAAACCUUACCAAUGUCAAGAAUGUGGUAAGGCCUUUAACCAGCAAUCAAAGCUUACUGAACAUCACAGAAUUCAUACUGGAGAGAAACCUUAUAUAUGUAAAGAAUGUGGCCAGGCCUUUAACCGGCACUCACACCUGACUCGGCAUCACAGAAUUCAUAGUGGAGAGAAACCUUACAUAUGUAAAGAAUGUGGUGACACCUUUAUCCAGCACUCACACCUGACUAGACAUCACAGAAUUCAUACUUGAAGGAAUCCUAACCAAAAUAAAGAACGUGUUAAGGCCUUUAAGCAAUGCUAAAGUCUGACUUGAUCAGAGAAUGUAUACUGGAAAAGGUUUUGCAAACAUAAUGAAUUUGGCAAGCCCUUUAAUCAGAAGUCAAGCUUUAUUGAACAUCAGAGAAUUCAUAUUGGAGAAAAAAACUUAGAAAUGUAAAGAAUGUGGUAAAACUUUUUUAGGAUUGCUCAACCCUUACUCAGCAUCAGAGUUCAUACUGGGGGGAAACAUUACAAAGGUAAAGGAAUGUGUCAGGCCUCUGGCUGGAACUCUCAACUCACUAAACAUCAUAGUUCUCAUACAGCAUAGAAGCUGUAAAAUAUAGAGAAAUUUGCAGUGCCUUUAAUUGGAAUUCAAUCCUUAAUAUCCGAAAAUUGACACUAGACUCAGACCCUACAAACUUAAUGAAUGAGGAAAGACCUUCAUUUUAAAUAUACACUUUAGCAAACUCCCGUGAGUGCAUAAAAGAAAGUAAUUUGAAAGAUCUAAAUAUUUAGAAAUAUAUGUAACCGAACAUUAGAUAUCAGUAAAUGUCACAGAAGUCAAGUAGAAAGCACUGCAGCAGUCAGUCUGUUCUGACAUUACAUCAGAAUAUUCAUGAUAAGGAGUAAUAACCAAGUUAAACUGUUACAAAAAUGUCUGCCCUGUUAUGCUUCAAAAGAUUAAGUGGAUAGAUUUUUGCAUAGUUCUAAUUAACUUCAAUAUUUUUUUUACAUGGGCGCUAUCUGAUAUUUAUGUCUAGCAAAUAUUAGUGUAUACUUACCCUCAAGUUGCUUCAGAGAAUACGUUUAUUUUUAGUAUGUGUGAAAUUAUGUGACUGAUUAUUGCUUCAUCAAAGAUGAGAUUUCUCCUUCAUUAGGUGGGACUCACACAUAUCUAAUUAUCCAUGGAAGAUGGACAGUAUAAUAUACAAUAUAUGAAGAAAAUCUAAAUGGACAUAUUGUUUGUGGUUAUAACUUUAAUGACAGUUGUCAUGGAAAAGAUGUUCGGAACAUCAUCUUCAUUAUUAAAACUGAAGGAUUUUCUGAAUGUUAUAAAUAAAAUAUUUUAGCAACUGGUAUUAGAGGCAGAAGUGGUGGCAAUCCAAUAAAAUACUGACGUAUCCUCACGAUAGCAAUAGUUAGAGAAUAUUGGUGGAUGUGGUUGAAAGGAAGAAAUCCUCACAGACAUCAUAAAGAGGACAUGUAACUUUUCCCUGAUACGGCAUACAUCCACAUUAGUUGCAAAUGAUCUCACAUCUGAAAAUUACUAAGAUCACUACUUCCACAGCAUUAUAUCAGCACUUGAAUGCUUUUUAAUGCUUAAAUUCUGUAUUUUGAGUAAGGAUUAUAGAGGGGAUUGAAAUGCAUAACUUAGUCUGUUGUGAACUUAAUAUUUUUUAAUUAAUGAAACAUAAUGGUUUUUAUCAUGUUAACAUGGAUAUGUAACGAGUGAAGUGUUAUCUGACUACCAAUGUUAACCAAUGUCAUUUUAUAUAAGGUUGUAGAUAACUGAUUGUAUCUAUCACCUUUUUGGCAACAGAGUGGAACUAUAUCUAGUAAUCCAUUUUCUCAGUGGCCUUAAUGUGUAGCUAAUGCGUGAUUGUUUUCCCCUUAGUUUAUCGUAUCAUUUUCUCCUCCUUGGGACCAGUGGGGUAAUAGAACGGAUAUAUUAUAGAUGGUAUAUGGGUCUCACUGAUCGACUAACUGAAGUACUCCAUGACAGUGCUACUUAGCAUACAUUUCGUGUAGGCAGGAGUUUUGCAGGGGACUUUAAAUGACACAAGGCGAUCUUACUAGUGCAUUCCCUACAUAACAAGCUGCAGAGUCAGAAGUUAAUGUCCUUCUCAUAUGACAUUCCCAGUCCACCUUUCUGAGCAACCACUGUCUCCCACGACCUUCCCCUUAUGUGUCCUUCAGAGAAGACUCCCACUGAGCUUACUUAAACCUACUUCAGUUUGAAAGGCUCUCUGGACUUCCCCAGGGACUCUAAAGCACUCUACCUUGGCCCCUAAUAAAGGUAUGUGCCCCACUUCAUAUGUGUGGAUGUUGUUUUCAUGUUUCUAUAAAGUAAACGGACAUGUACAAUGGUGGUUGGUAUGUAGGAGUGAUACUGUAGCCCUAGUUAAGAGAGAGAAAGUACAGAGGAUGAAGAACUGGCAUGAAUUCUGCAUGUGGAGAGAGGAUGCCGUUCCUGGGUUGCCCAACUGACUCCCUGGAAUUA